AUGGUCAAAUUCGUCACCUUCAACACAGUCGCAGUCUUGACGCUUGCCGGCUCGGCCAUUGCUGCCGACAUCCACGGCAUGAACCGUUCCAACCAAAAGCUUCAUGCUCGUCAAAGCUCUGGUUCCAUCAUGGCAUCUGACUAUCAGAACGGUGCCACUGCCCCUGGUGCUCGUCCAGGCGACGCAGAAGGUCAAACCGUCGUCAUUGACAACGGUGGCGGUCACGACGAUAACUCACAACGUGAUGCUUGUCCUACCAUCUUUAUCGGUUCUGCCGCUGUCGGCGGUUCUUUCUCCACUGGUUGGACUGAUAUGCCCCAAGUUCUCGGUUUCGACACCAUGCGCGACCUCACUGUAGGCAACAACAUCGUUCAGCCUUACAUCAUCGAGCGUGGUAAAGACGCUUCCAAGGUCACCCGUGUUGUCAUAACCCAGCCUGGUCUGCCACGCGAUUACUGGAAGUAUGCCAACUUGGUGCGCAACUCGUUGCUCUGUGCUUCCGUCAACUCCACCCUCGCUAUCAACAGGGACGAAAUUCUGAUUGCUGCUCCUACUUGGUUCAGCACCAACGAUGCCAGCGCUGGUUCUGCUGGUUCCAACGAUCUUGUCUUCCGAGGUGGUGCUUGGUCCACUGGUGUUGAUUCUGCUGGACCCAACGGCGCUUCCAUCUCAUCCUACGAAGCGCUUGACGGCUUGAUCAACAAGUUCUUCGACAAAUCCACCUACCCCGCCCUCCAGCACAUCGUCAUUGCAGGCCACUCGCUUGGUGGGUCUUUCACUCAACACUACGCAAUGCUUCGCAAGUCCAACUCUGCCCAGGACGCCAGCAUCAGUUACUUUGUUGGUAACCCCGGCUCCUACGUCUGGCCUACCUCUGAUCGCCCUGUGACCAACCCAGGCGGAAGUUGUGCCAGCACAGCUAACCAAUGGCAAUACGGUCUUGAAGAUCUCCCUCCCUACGGAUCCGGUCAAGGUGGGGCCAACAGCAUCGCUUCUCGUUACUACGGUCGUAAUGUGAUGUAUGCACUUGGUCUGACGGAUAACGAGGGCGGUGACAGUCACUGUGAGGCUCAGUACCAGGGUACUUCGCACUUGACUCGUGGACAGAACUUCCAGAGGCAGUUGAGACAGGCGAACAACGGUAACGUUCCCAGCAGCCACCAGUUCAACUACGUUGCCAACGUAGCUCAUGAGGAUUACCUCAUUUUCAGUGAUCCUACCUCGCAAGAGUUCCUUUUCAAAGAGGGUGGCCAGGCAGCGGGAAACUCUAGCCCUUCGGCAAGUAGCAGGGGUGGAUCAGGCUCGAGUGCUGGUUCUACAGGAAGCGGCUCCGGGUCGAGCAGUUCUUCGCAGUCGAGCGGUAGCAGCAGUGGUGCCGAGAAGGUGGGUAAGGCUAUUGGUGUCGUGACGGCCGUUGCUGCUGCUGGUGCUGCUCUUGCCGCUCUUGUUUCAUAA
Molecule: messenger RNA, 1455 nt
Organism: Ustilago hordei
Lineage: Eukaryota; Fungi; Basidiomycota; Ustilaginomycetes; Ustilaginales; Ustilaginaceae
Exons: 1
Coding region: 1-1455 (484 amino acids)
Source: RefSeq, a predicted model, not a curated record